Bactrocera neohumeralis is the source of this 3003-nucleotide messenger RNA. RefSeq names its product nicalin-1. The transcript is spliced from 7 exons. The record is from RefSeq and is a predicted model, not a curated record. Gene Ontology annotation, biological process: regulation of signal transduction. Gene Ontology annotation, cellular component: endoplasmic reticulum membrane. Lineage: Eukaryota; Metazoa; Arthropoda; Insecta; Diptera; Tephritidae. Bases 275 to 1960 code for a protein of 561 amino acids.
UGCGAAUUUACUUAUAGCGUGUCAUGUAGAAGAUAGUGAUCUAACAUUAAAUUAGAAGGGCCACCUGCAUUUUUAGUGAUACUUUAAAAAUCAACCCUACCAAAUGAAAAUUAGUUAUGAGAAAAAUCAGCCGGGCGCAAGUUUGCCUAAUUAGAACAAAUUAAAUUUAAUUAUUAUAAUUUAAUUAACACCUGUCUUUGACAUAGAAGUUGUAUCGUAGGAUAAUACAGUGUCUAUAACCAGCUCCGCGCAAUACUCACAUAAAAGUGUCACAAUGUUUGAGGAUGCUGAGAAUUUUGCGGAUAUUUUCCGCGGUGGACUGCCCUAUCUACUGAUUGCAUUACCAGUUUUACUCAUUUGCUCAGCCAAUCCUGUAUUGGCAUCCAGUGAAUUCUCCGUGCAACGGAUGUCACAGUUCGAUGUGAAUGGUGUGGCUUAUGGAUGUCGUGCAUCUGCAUUAUCGCUAGAGGCGAAAUCUCUCUAUACUUGGAGUACUGGCAGGCACUGUGUAGUUGCAAAAUUACAAGAUUUAACUAUCGACCAGUUCCGUGAAAUUCGGCAAAAAGCUGGAGGUUUGGUUAUACUGCUACCGCAGCAUGUCAGUGAUAUGACAUUUGAGGAAAAGAGGUACCUCAAUUUGCUUGAACAAGCUAUGCUGGCACAACCAAAUUCAAUUCCCAUAUAUUUCUCACCGUAUAAUUCCGAGCUUGAGCGCAUCAUAACGGAUAUCACAAGAACCACCAGCAAAAAUAUUGAGGGCAAAGCUCAACGCACAUCAGCAGCUACAGAGCUGCUGUCAUCGAUAUCGGCCAAUGGCUAUCAGGUUAUUGUCUCUGGUGCCAGUCAUUUAGCUAGCAAAAAUAGUAGAAUACCAAUUAUACAAGGUGAAUUGGCGGCCACUACGAAAAUUUUGAAGCAAAUGGAAAGUGGCGGCGAGUCCAACAACAAAUUGCCAUUAAUAGUCAUAACCUCACAUCUCAACACAUUCGGAUUGUACAAUGAAUAUCCUUUAAACGCCGAUGCCGCUGUAUUACUAACACUCGCGGAUGUAUUUAGCAAAUUGCACAGCACACCUAACGCAGUGCCCAAAUAUCGCUUAUUAUUCUUACUCACAGAAUCCGGAACACUGUUGAAUUUUCAAGGAGUCAAAAAAUGGCUCGAUGAGAAUGUGCAACUGCAGAACGUUGAUUUUGUGCUCUGUUUGGACACGAUUACCCAAUCGUUGAACGCUGAAACUGGCAACCUUUACAUGCACGUCUCGAAACCACCCAAAGAGGGCACCGCAAUGAAUGAUUUCUUCAAGUUACUUAAAAACGUAGCGGCACAAUAUGGCAAUGUUACAGUCGAUGGUGUACACAAGAAAAUCAAUUUGGCUGAUCAGCAACUCGCCUGGGAGCAUGAACGUUUCAGCAUGCGCCGUUUGCCAGCUUUCACGAUAUCUGCAUUGAAAUCACCGAAAGAGCCAGCACGCGCCACUAUAUUCAAAGACGAAGAAGAGCAAAUUAUUGCGCAAACGCAACAGCAUGCUAAAAUUUUAGCUGAAACGCUAGCACAUUACGUGUAUGGUUUACAAGAGCCAUAUGAAAUCUUUGCUGGGCCAAUGAGUAUCAAUAAGAAGCUCAUUAAAGCCUAUCUGCAAGUCAAAUCUGCGCUACAUAAUAACGACCUGAAGAACGCUUUCGAAAAGUACCUAAAGAAUGUGAAGAUCAUGUAUGAUAAACCCGACACACGUGAUCCGGACUUUAUGUUCUACGAUGGUCAAGAGGCGCGCCUAAAUGUAUAUCAUGUGAAACCUGCCAUUUUCGAUCUCUUCCUUACCAUACUCAUAUGCGCAUACCUCGCCUCAGUGUACUUUGUCAUACAAUUCUUUCCAGCGUUAUACGACACCGUUUGCAAAAUGACCAAAGCGCAAGCACUGACGCAAGCCAAUUCCAAUAAUACAAAAUCUAAAGUUAAUUAGAAAAGAAAAGUGCAAAAAGAAUAAAAAUAAAACAAAAAAUAGUAAUAUUAUUGAAGACGAAAACUUUAAUGUACAGAUGUACAAAUGUAAAGAGACAUUUUCUUGAACAUUUACUGACUAUAUUAGAACAAUUAAAAUUUGCAACCAAAUAGUGAGUUAUAUACAUAAUCUGUGUAAAAGGCGAAAUUUUGUAUGAUACACAACAUGGUGAAUUUUAUAAAAGAGAGACUCGCAAUUCAAAUAAGAUAAGUAAUAAAAUCAGUAAUUCAUUUAUUAGUUAUAUAUGUACAUAAUUUGUGCAAGAAAGGUGAAAGGUUGUUAGUAAAAAUAAAUAAAUUAAAAAUUAAAAAAAAAGUAAAUAAAUUAAAAAUUAAGAAAAAAAAUAAGUAAAAUAAAAAUAAACUUAAUAAAAAAUAUUUAAAAAAUAAUGAAAAAUAAAUAAAAUUAAAUUAAAAAAAUGAAAAUAAAAAUAUAUUAAAACUGUUAAGCGGUAUUGUAAACGUCAUUAAUUUCACGACCACCUACAAGUAUGUUCCGUUAUCCAUGUUGUACGAACAAUAAUUAACUCGACAUAAGAGAUUGUGCCAUUACUGCUGCUUAACUAUGCAAUUUCCACCUACAUACACUGCUAAAUAAUAAAAGAAAUUUAAAGCGCUAUCAUUGUGAGUAAACAAAUAUUCCUAGGAAAGCAUUAGGCACACAUUUCCACACAGUCCACAUAUGCAUUUACACACUCACCCGCACAGACAGCGGGCGCAGCAGCAGUAACUGUAAGCAAUACUUAUAAAUAAUACAUUAAAUCAUGAAAUUAUGCAAUUAUAACAAUAAUUAAAGCAUAAUGUAGUAGUCAAAUGUUUUUUCCAUAUUAUUUUAGUAUAUAAUUAAAAUAUAAUGGAUAUAUUGUUUUGAUUAGCAUCAAAUUGUAAGUUCCAAGUAGUAUGGCAAACGUUUAAAAUGUUCAUGAUUUCCCAAGUAUUACUUUAAACAAAAAGUAAAACAAAAAAUAUAAAGACAAAUAAAUAAAACUUAAAAUAAAAAAGCGA